CUCGUGCCUCACCGGCCCGUCGGUCGUCUCGAGCGCUGCUGAAGAAGACGCUGAAGCACCAGACCGGUACCGGUCUUCUUUUUUUUCUUCCACCGCUUCUCAUUUAGUUUCGGUAGUAGAGUCACAGUCCGGCAGCUUCUUGUCGUUAGCAAGGUGAGGAAGAGGAGGGGGAGAGAGGAGAGGAAGAGGAGACAGACAGACAGACAGACAGACAGCAGUAUCUUGGCGCAUUGGAUCUUAUGGAUUAUUGAGAAGUGGAGGCCGAGACGCGGAUCAAUAAUUCACAAGGACUUUUAAAAGAGGAGAAGUGUGAUAGUGCGGAGAUUCCCUGCAGUGAUUCACCUGCCCGGUUUAACGCUCGUUGCGCUCUCACUGACCGGAGACCUACAGACUAGAUAUCUGGGAACCGGAUAGGACCAGAGACCCGGGGACCGGAGACCUGGGAACCAGCGCUGCUGCUGAAAGUCGAUUCUGCAACUCGCGUGCAGCGUGUCUGAGUGUGUAUGUGUGUGUGUGUGUGUGCUUGGGAAGAAGCCCCCUGCUGCAGUACUUGUCUACUGUAGCCUGUACUGUUAAAGGGAUGCCACCGACUUGCUGACGGACUCCCCGCACCCCUCCCCUCCUCCUCCCCUCCCGCGCGGACGGACGCACCGACCCCUGCGAUCCCCACUAAUAUGCAAUGGUUUUUUGUGCAGAAGCCGACAGCUGCCGCGUACCACCGACUUCCCGCUAGCGCCGCCGCAUGCGUGUCAACCGCUCCUCUCCCCUUGCCGCGCGGCAGACGACGCCAUUUGAAGAGGAGCGCCCGGGGGCUUCGCACGCCGCGGCGGCCGGGCGGCAGCAGCAUCAGCAGCGACCCCCCCUCCGUCGCUGAGGACCACCCACCGCUGGGGAAUCCGAAGGCGCACACCGCGGGGGUAAGCGCAGCGGCGGUCGCUCUUUCCCUGCCGCACGAGGAAGAGUUCGACGCGGAGUACGUGCGGCUGCUGAUCUUCGCGCUCGCUGAGGAACCGGGCGAGAAACCCGGCUCCGAGCCGGGCUUCCAGCUCUCGUUCUUGUCUAUGGUGCAGAUCGGGAGGGCGAGGCACCGCCGAACUGAGCCCAACAGCUGGCCGGCACUGCUGGCAUGCAAACAGGGGGGCGGAUCAGCCCCCAUGCGGUGGGUGAAUUUUAGGCUGCCGCAUCCGGAGCGCUUCUCGUUCCCCACCUCCUCUUCCUCUUCCUCCUCCUCCUCCUCCUCCUCCUCCACCACCCCCGCCAAAUCCAUGCGGUUUAUUUGGAACAACAUUUUCAGCAAAGGAUCGCAUAUGCUGCAGUGUCUUUGUGGCAGUAGCCUCAAGAAAACCAAGAACCCAACUGAACCACAGCUGAAGGGCAUAGUGACCAGGUUGUUCUGCAGGCAGGGCUUCUAUCUCCAGAUGGGCCAGGAUGGAAGCAUGGACGGGACCAAAGACGACAGCACCAACUCCUCUCUGUUUAACUUAAUUCCCGUGGGUCUGAGAGUCGUGGCCAUCCAAUCAGUCAAGACCGGCCUCUACAUCGCCAUGAACGGAGAGGGUCACCUCUACUCAUCGGAACUGUUUACAGCAGAGUGCAAGUUCAAGGAGUCUGUGUUUGAGAACUACUACGUGAUCUACAGCUCGAUGCUCUACAGACAGAAGGAGUCGGGCCGGGCCUGGUUUCUGGGCCUCAAUAAAGAGGGACAAGCCAUGAAGGGCAACAGGGUCAAAAAGACCAAACCAGCUGCACACUUCCUGCCUAAACCCAUUGAAGUUGCGAUGUACCGAGAGCCUUCGUUGCACGACGUAGGGGAGGCGGUGCCUAAACUCGCCGGGGGCCCGCCUUCCAAAAGCACAACCAGCGAACCUGUGGUCAUGAAUGGCGGCAAACCGGUCAACAAACCCGACAAGGAGGCGACAUAACCUUGCUCCCUCCUCCCUACGCCCUAUUUACCCUUCCCUAGCCAACCAGAGGCCGGGAAAAGCCAGAGCCCCGCCCUACUGCUGCGUGGUCAAAAGAACUAAACUGCAACAACAAGGUAACCAAACAAACAGCAGCUCAACUUCUGACUGCUCAGCAGUGGGGCCGCAGGUCCCGCCCACCUGGCUCCCUAUUGGACGGAUCUGGUGUGGUGGGGGCGAGCCGGAAGGACAGGACAGCCGCGGUCGGUGGCGGGGGGGGGGAAGCGGCGGACGAAGUCGCCGAAGUUGGGCCGAUGCCCGGUAGAUACUUUGGAACUGGGACAGGGGCACGACCCCAAGGAACAAAACGACUCUUUACAGAUACAAACAAAAAAGACGGGGAGAAAAAAAGAGCUACGUCGUCCUCGCUGGUGUUUUCCUGUGACAAUCUGUAAGAAUCUGGGCCCUUUCUUUCCUCUCCUGAUAGUACCGUUUUCUGUUGCAAGGUGUGCUCGCUCGCUGGUGGCUACACACACACACACACACACACACACACACACACACACACACACACACACACACACACACACACUCACACUCACAGCUCCCACCCAAAAUCGACCAGUUGGAUUCGAUCUCUGAGUAAAUAAUGAAUAGAUUAAAAAACAAACAUCAGGCAAAGAGAACGCUUUAAAUACCAAACACCGAUGAUUCAGCGGCUGCUUACUCAUCGAUCAAUUAAGCACAGGACAUUCUGUGCUCAGCUAACAGCAAAAUAUACCUGAAAUUGGCCCUGUGCGUUACAUGCAUUGCAAACACGUGGUAUUGCCUGUCCCUAAUUUGCAUCACGAACUAUACAGUUUGUCUAUUUGACAUCACCUGGCUCAAUGAAGCACGUUUGUCCCUUCGUUUUGCUUUGACACCCUGCACACGCACAAGUGACCGCCGACCUGCGUCACCCGCCGUUACUUAGAUCGCUACGAUUUCCACGCCGCUGACACGAGAGAGAGAGAGAGAGAGAGAGAGAGAGGCGAUGGUAUGACGCGGCGAGGGGGGGAGAGCGCCGGCGUCAAGGCGCCCCGAUGAGUGUGCAGCUGAAGUUUGUAGCGACUCGGAGUGCAUAGGAGCAGCAGGGUAGCAGACUGUGUUUACACCGAGUAGCAGCUGUGCAGAAGCAGUACUUUUUCUUUCUGUUGCUUUCCCAAGUGCUUGAAGUUAAAGGUAGUGAACAGGGUAAGUCCGUCCAGGAUUACCAAGAUGGACGACUGAAAAGCCUUUCAAUCUGCAAAGUUACGUAUAACUGUAGUUGAGGUGGAGUAUUUAACAUUCAUGUCAACAUGACUCUCAGAAAUGUAGUAUAAAGUAGCGUGAAGUAAAGUACAAGUACCGUAUAAUUGUAGCACAGUUCGUAAGUCAGUACGCGACAUGUUCUUACUUUCCACCAGUGGGCGCAGAUCCGAUCUGAUCACAUGCGUAUUUAUUGCAGAGUAAAAACAGCGAGUACGUGAUUAAAUUUGCCUUCACAGUGGCCUAAAAAAGCAGGCGGCGGUCACUAAAAAAAGUGUUCGAAAUGUGGUAAAAAACCAAUAGCACACGACGACUGAAAACCAAAUAUAUUCCCACGCUUCGCCCUCUCACUGUGACAGUCAACACGGCACCAAUCUGUUCUGGACCCGAAUCCUGUUCAACAGCCGGGCCUUCUGUUUAUUGAGUCUUUCUUAUUAGACGGCGAGCACAGAAAGCGUCCCCUGUAGUCCGUCCCGUUGCCGAGGAGACGCGAGUACUGUGGAGCCUCACGAUGAGCGUCGGUAGGGAGCCUAGGCCCUCUCGCUUAGAAUCGGGGGGCAAUUCCGACAGCGUGCAUUUAUGUCGCACCACCGGAACGCCGUCAUUGGAACGCCGUCCCGUGGAUCUCCCACAGCAAGGACCGGUCCGCACGCCGCCACGGAAGAGACUUUGAAGGUACGAGACAGCUCGCUGUGUUUCUAAUUGCCCGCGUCUCCCUCCCUUGAGCUCGUUAGCAUCUCGUCGUGCUCAAACAUGACGGUAUCCAAUGGUAUAUGUGAGUUUAGCGAGUUUCUGUGUAAAAAAAGAAAAACCCUGUACGUGUACGUAAAAAUGUAUUGCUGCUGUCAUCAGAAAGUGUUUCUUUUGUUUGGGGCUGGAUACCGCUGUAGAUUGUCGCCGUGUGAGGGCCUCUCGGCCCCCCAGCCGAGCUCCAGAUGCAGAAUCCGGGGCGGCUGCAGGUUUCCGCUAAAUGCUCAGCCGUCCCGGGUCCCAGCAUGAGGUCGAGCCAACAUCAAGCUCUGUCGGAGGCUCGACUUCAGCUCCGUCCUGUCUAAUUUUACUUGAAGACCAUAGUGGGGUGAUGGUGGUGAGGUGUUGUGCUUGUCUCACGUCAAAGAAAUGUGGAUGUAACAUAAUAUUGUCGUGUCAACACUCGGGGUUGCUAGCAUAACGGUAAAAAAAAGAAAAAAGAAACCCCGAUAAUCAGGUCUGUAAAGCGUCUUUUAUUGUUUUACAAUGUACCCUGUGUUGUCCCGGCCGCCUGUGUCUAAGAAGUCACUUUAAUUACACGUAGCGUACAGUGUUUUCUGUGCUCGUCUGAGGCAACGCGAGGAGACACGCGGCUCUUCGCUGAGCGACUGUCGAGCAGCUAAUUUGUCUCCAGCGCCGAAACGGAGGGAAAACCUCUCCCUCUGUUCAGCGCGGCCCGGCUCGUUAGGCUAGAAGUGGGGUUGGCACGCUGCGAAAAGCAGCCACCGAGGAUCUGUGGCAAACACUCAAGAAAUAAUGACGGCUGAAGCCAGAUAGGGAAAAGAAAAAAGAAAAGACUUGAUUUCCUGGCUGACGACCAAAGUCUCUCGGCCACAAUAGUGUUUCAGAGCUUAAAAUCACAGCUCCCGGAUCAAACGACCAUGGCGCAAUUACUGUCCGCGUGUCCCGGGAGAGAUUUCUCUCCGCUGGUGGUUUGCCAGGCACCGAAACUACAAUCGCCAUUAUCUAACGACGGGCUGUGCGCAGCAAGAGAGCAGCUGAUUUAAUUAGGACGGGAGCAGCGGCGACAAACCCGGGUCACUUUUCAUUUCCACAUGCCGGCGCCACUCGUGUUCCCGCGGCAGGUACACGUGUAGCCGUCUUACUUUGUCGCCCGCAGGCUGCGAAAAUGGUCGCGGCGAGCGCAAAAAGGCCCCUCGCGACCCGGACGACUGCAGUGCACUUUAGAGGCGCUGGAAAGUGUGUAAUGGUUAGCAAAGCGCUGUUAUUUCGCCGCUCUCGCUCAGGUUUUCUUUGCCAUUUCUUUUCUUCUUCUUUUUUUUUAAAAAUUCCACUUUAUUCCUCUGACAAAAGACUGCCUUAUUACAUCUGAGUCUAAAGCGAUGCGGUAAACGCACUCUCUCCCCAGGUCUUAUUUCUUUUCCGAACACUCUCAUCCCACGCACACACACACGCACACACACACACACUCUUUAUCCUUUUUUUUACGUUUCAAUUAUCCUUUGAUCCCCAAUCUUCUGUUCACUGUAACUGCGCUAGCUUUCACUCUCACUAUGUAAUCAUGCAGCCAGUCACCUCGUUCCCACCUCCUCUCUCUCUCUCUCUCUCUCUCUCUCUCUCUCUCUCUCUCUCUCUCUGUUCGGACUGUUUCCCACCUGUUGCAUGUUUCUUUUCUUUCAAAAGAGAAAAGAUGACUGGGGCUACUGCAUGUGGUAAUUUAGGAAAUAUGUUAUCAUAAACAACAUUUUCAGCGUAGCAACAGUAGAGCUUUGCGCCUGGCUCAUUCCUGCCGUCGGUUUGCACCGGUUGAUAUUUGGGUCAUUGAAACAUUCAAAUGGCAAACGUUGGCUUCCCUGUGGCAUCACAUGCAACUCACGGGGACAUACGGCGUUUGAAGCAUAAUCCAUCAUUGCCAUAAUGAAGCAAAGGAAGAAUUAAUCAAAAUGACUUCAUAUCACUAACACAGUUACACUAAUGCAUGUCUUGCGUGGGAGAUUUUCAGCAGAGCAUCAAUAUUUAAUUCUGUCUGAGAGCAGGAAAAUUAUAACACAAAAAAAACAGGAGUAAGUAAUUGUUUGAUAUCCUUUGUUGCUUCUUUAGACAAUGAUGGAUUGAGCUUGGGAAAGUUAUUCUCGGUACUCAUAGAGGGUGAUGAGCAGCCGAGAGGACCAUGAUACUAACUCAAUACAACGUCUUUGAACCUACAAGCACACAAGAGGGUCGGCGUACUCAAGACGUUUAUGCUUUAUAGACGUACGUAAAAACAUGGAAAUGACAACGAUCAUUUGCAUUAAAGUAAAAGUAAAUGUGUUCCUUUAAUUGAUUUGAGAAUGUGUGACUCAAUGAGUUAUAUGCUUGAUAUGGAGUCACAUGGGCAAUGGAAGCUAGUGCACACAUGUAGUGACUCGCUCAGCGAGGAUUAAACAUCAGAUGAACCUGCCGUGUCUUUCUGCUGCAAACCGUGCCAGCGAUGGGCCAAAAGCAAAGUGUCACUGGUGCCGACCUUAAAGGAGAAUACUCUGUGCGUCAGUAAGUGUACAGUUACUUUACAUACAUAUUAUGCAAACCGUUUGUCUGCACUGUACAGUUUGUGUCCAAUCCAUUGUAUAAACACAGGAAAACAUAUUGAAUAAAGGAUUUAUAGAAAGGAA
Molecule: messenger RNA, 6550 nt
Organism: Gasterosteus aculeatus aculeatus (three-spined stickleback)
Lineage: Eukaryota; Metazoa; Chordata; Actinopteri; Perciformes; Gasterosteidae
Product: fibroblast growth factor 14
Molecular function (GO): growth factor activity
Source: RefSeq, a predicted model, not a curated record